This is a messenger RNA of Betta splendens (Siamese fighting fish), 1626 nucleotides long. It is a transcript of the gene ppil4, whose product is annotated as peptidylprolyl isomerase (cyclophilin)-like 4. Gene Ontology annotation, cellular component: nucleus. Bases 44 to 1492 code for a protein of 482 amino acids. Lineage: Eukaryota; Metazoa; Chordata; Actinopteri; Anabantiformes; Osphronemidae. Gene Ontology annotation, biological process: protein peptidyl-prolyl isomerization. Gene Ontology annotation, molecular function: RNA binding; peptidyl-prolyl cis-trans isomerase activity. The record is from RefSeq and is a predicted model, not a curated record. The transcript has 13 exons.
UCUCUCGUCUCUGCACAGUUCUCGCGAGAGGAGGAACGUCAUCAUGGCGGUGCUCCUUGAAACAACGUUGGGAGAUAUUGUUAUUGAUUUAUUUACAGAAGAAAGGCCUAAAACUUGCCUGAACUUUCUGAAGCUAUGCAAGAUAAAAUACUACAACUACUGCCUCAUUCACAAUGUCCAGAGAGACUUCAUCGUGCAGACUGGAGAUCCCACUGGCACCGGUCGUGGUGGAGAGUCUGUGUAUAGCAAACUGUACGGGGACCAGGCCCGUUUCUUCGAUGCAGAGAAAGCACCACGCAUCAAGCACAGGAAAAAGGGGACUGUGUCCAUGGUAAACAAUGGGAAUGAUCAGCAUGGUUCUCAGUUCCUCAUUACCACGGGGGAGAAUGUGGACUACCUGGAUGGAGUCCAUACUGUGUUUGGAGAAGUCACAGAAGGCAUGGAAGUGUUGGCCAAAAUCAAUGAAACCUUUGUUGACAAAGAUUAUGUCCCAUUUCAGGAUAUCAGGAUAAACCACACAGUUGUCCUGGAAGACCCAUUCGAUGACCCUCCUGACCUGCCAGUUCCCGAUCGAUCACCUGAACCAACCAAGGAGCAGCUUGAUAGUGGCAGAAUUGGAGCAGAUGAGUCGAUUGACGACACUGAUGGGAAAGGGGCUGAGGAGCUAGAGGAGAGGCUGAAGGAGAAGGAGGCUAAGACGCAGGCCAUCCUGCUGGAGAUGCUCGGGGACCUCCCGGAUGCAGAUGUAAAGCCUCCAGAGAACGUGCUGUUUGUGUGCAAACUGAACCCAGUGACCACUGAUGAGGACCUGGAAAUCAUCUUCUCCCGCUUUGGGACAAUACAAAGCUGUGAGAUCAUCAGAGACUGGAAAACAGGAGAUUCUCUUUGUUAUGCCUUUAUUGAGUUUGACAAGCAAGAGGAUUGUGAAAAGGCCUAUUUUAAAAUGGACAAUGUGCUCAUAGAUGACCGUCGCAUUCACGUGGACUUCAGCCAGUCUGUUGCAAAGAUUAAAUGGAAAGGGAAAGGCGGAAAGUAUACUAAGGAUGAUUUCAAAGCCUAUGAAAAGGACCUGGAGAACCGAUCUAAACUGGCUCUCAAGGAUCAAGUGAAGCCUAAACAGGAUUCCAAGUACAACCUGCUGAUCGAGGAGGAAGAGGAGGCAACAAGCCAUCAGUCAUCUGAGCGGAAGCACAAGGAGAAGAGGCACCACCACCACUCAGGCGAUGAGGACGGCAGGAAGUCCAAAAAGCACAAGGAAAGCGAGGAGAGUCGCAGGGACCGAAAAAAGGGGCGGCGGCGCUCUCGCUCGCGCUCGCACUCACGCUCGCGCUCCCACUCCAGGGACAGGGAGCACAAACACAGCAAGUCCCGCAGCAAGCACUGGAAGGAGGGACGCGAUAGAGGCCACAGCCACAAGGACCGCAGCCGCAGCCGCAGCCGCAGCCGCUCCCCGAAGAAGUCCAAGGACAAAGAGAGGAGCAGGUACAAAUGAGGAGGAGGGUCGGGCAAGGCUGGAUGUGUAGAAGCGAAUCGUGGAACCCAUGUCUGUGUUCAAACGCCCACGUCACAUCCAAAAAUGACUAAUGUUUUUUUUUAUAACUAUAUUAAAAAUUCCACCCAAUGUGA